AUGGCCUGGAGUGUCCUUGGGAAAGCCCAGCUUGGGGGACUGCUCCUCUCUCUCCUGGGAUGGGUCUGCUCCUGUGUCACCACUGCCCUGCCUCAGUGGAAGACUCUCAGCCUGGAUCUGAAUGAAAUGGAGACCUGGAUCAUGGGCCUUUGGGAGGUCUGCGUGAAUCAGGAGGAAGUUGCCACUGUGUGCCAGUCCUUUGAGUCCUUCUUAUCUCUGCCCCAGGAACUCCAGGUAUCCCGCAUCCUCAUGGUGGCCUCCCAUGGCCUGGGAUUACUGGGACUUCUGCUCUCUGGCUUUGGGUCAGAAUGCUGCCAGUUUCACAAGAUCAGAUGGGUAUUUAAGAGGCGGCUUUGCAUCCUAGGAGGGACUUUGGAGGCAUCAGCUUCAGCCACUACCCUCUUUCCAGUCUCCUGGGUGGCCUACACCACAAUCCAAGACUUCUGGGAUGACACUAUCCCUGAGAUUGUACCUCGGUGGGAGUUUGGAGAUGCCCUCUACUUGGGAUGGGCCGCUGGUAUUUUCCUGGCUCUUGGUGGGUUACUCCUCAUCUGUUCGACCUGCCUGGUAAGAGAUGUGCCCUUUCCCCAGGUGGCUGGUCCUAGCCCACCAUAUCAUGCUACAGCAGAGGAGUCUGAUGGCUCCUUCCAUCCAACACCAAGAUCUAGGAACCUGUUCAUCUAG
Molecule: messenger RNA, 684 nt
Organism: Artibeus jamaicensis (Jamaican fruit-eating bat)
Lineage: Eukaryota; Metazoa; Chordata; Mammalia; Chiroptera; Phyllostomidae
Gene: CLDN25
Product: claudin 25
Biological process (GO): bicellular tight junction assembly; cell adhesion
Cellular component (GO): plasma membrane; bicellular tight junction
Molecular function (GO): structural molecule activity
Source: RefSeq, a predicted model, not a curated record